AUGGUCAAGCGGACCGUCGUUGACGUGGAGCGUGAUAGUCUCCCAUGUGAAGGUCAGAAAACCGACAACACAGAUCAGGAAAUGCUCAUUCCGACGUCCCCAGCGACGCCUCCGGAGCUUCGGACACCAUCUGAGUUUCAGGACAGUGACACGGAGAUGCUUCCAGAGGAUGAUGUGGUUUGGCUGAUGAGCUCGCCGGUAUGGAUCACUCCGGAUGACGAUGACGAUGAGAUUCUGACGGAUGCACGGGAUCCUGACAAGAUGAAGGAGCUGCCGACAUCCGCUGCAUCCACUGCCCCGCCUUCUCCGGCUCUAACUGCGCUUUGUGCAUCUGCAACAGCACCCGUACCCAACAGAGACGCUGCGUGGCAGCUUCAGCGGGAAAAGGAACUGUCUGCUCUUUCACGUGAAGAGCUCCGGGAAGAGCUUGGACUUGACGGCACAGACAUUGCACAGAGUUGGAGCCAGCACGAUCUCUUGAUUACCUUAGUCGAGAUCGAGAAGGUCAUUCCAGACAUGUCUCGCUUGGUGAUCUGA
Molecule: messenger RNA, 537 nt
Organism: Symbiodinium natans
Lineage: Eukaryota; Dinophyceae; Suessiales; Symbiodiniaceae
Source: the annotation of a GenBank genome assembly